Messenger RNA from Pieris macdunnoughi, 2508 nucleotides. The record is from the annotation of a GenBank genome assembly. Lineage: Eukaryota; Metazoa; Arthropoda; Insecta; Lepidoptera; Pieridae.
AUGGCGAAAACACCGAAAAACAAAAAUAAACCUCGUCUUAGACAAAGAAAGUCAAGACGUGAGCUUGGGUCUAGGAUGUAUAAAAAUUACUCAGAAGAAAUGUUGAUGCUUGCAUGUGAAGCUGUUCAAUCAGGUCAAAUCUCAACAAGAGAUGCUCAACGACAGUUUGGAAUCCCAAGGCGGACUAUAGUUAAUAAAAUAAAACAAGUGCACACGAAAUCUAUCGGACAUCCUACUGUACUAACAAAUAAAGAAGAGGAUAAAAUCAUUAAGGUCCUACAAGCUUCUAGCAAUUUCGGCUCUCCGCUUACAAAAUUAGAUCUGAAGCUAUUGGUUCACGAAUACAUCAAAAAGAACUCACGAGAUCAUAUUUUUAAGAAUAAAAUUCCUGGUGAUGGAUGGGUACAAAGCUUUUUGGCAAGGCAUGCUGAUGAAUUGACUCUGAGAACUACCCAAAAUAUUUCAAAGGUGCGAGCUGAAAAGGGAGCUCAAGAAAUACACAUGUAUUUUAAUAAUUUAAAUACAACAUUGAAAGACAUACCAGCUGAAAACAUCGUGAAUUUCGAUGAAACUAACCUUUCCGAUGACCCUGGCUCUUCUAAGUGUAUUUAUAGACGGGGUGUAAAAUAUCCAGAGAGAAUAGUGAAUUCCACCAAAGGAAACAUAUCCCUAAUGUUCACGGCCACUGCAAGUGGUAGGUGCCUUCCUUUGUAUAUUGUUUACAAAGCAACAAAUUUAUACUCGGAAUGGGUCAAUGGAGGACCACCGGACACCAGAUAUAAUUGUAGUAAGUCAGGUUGGUUUGACAGCGCAAUUUUUGAAAACUAUUUUGAAACUAUAAUUCUUACGUGGGCAAAAGAAACUGUCGGGACAAAAGUUGCCAUUUGCGAUAAUCUAUCUAGCCAUUUGAGCAUUAAAGUAGUAGAGUUAUGUGAGCAACAUGACAUUAAACUUGUAUUCAUUCCUCCAAGAUCAACACAUCUUACGCAACCACUAGAUGUCGCAUUUUUUGCGCCUUUGAAAAGGUGCUGGCGUAAAAUUCUUUACCAGUACAAGCUCAAAAAUCCGACUCAAACCACUUUAAAUAAAAAACAUUUUCCGAAAUUGCUUAGUGAAUUAACCAACACAAUGAAGAUAACGGAAAAAACUAACAUAAUAAGUGGCUUUCGGGCAUCGGGAAUAUAUCCACUAAAUCCGCAUGAAGUUCUCAAGAAGAUUCCUGAGAUGCAAGAGGAAAUAAUGUCAUUUGGAAUCGACCAAGUACUAGUGGAUUAUUUAAGAGAAACCAGAGCGCAAAAGCCAAUGCAAGUACCGAGAAAUAAAAAAAUUCAUUGUGAGCCAGGAAAAUCAGUGAGCAUUAACGAUUUAAAUAUCGAUACUCGCAAUAAGAAAACAAAAAAGAAAUCCACUAAGGUGAGUAAUAAGAAACAAAAAAGAAACGAUAAAUCUGUAUUAUAUUUAGAUGAUCAAACUGGCCUUUAUAUUGUUAGAAAUUAUGCUAAAAACUUGGAAGAGACUUUCAAUAUCCCUCAGUGUCAGGUAAGUAAAAUUCCUGAAAGCCUUAGCAAACAAUGUAUCGAUGUAAUUAAUUCCUAUUUAGGCCAAUCAUUGCGCAUUGAAAAGGCAAAAUCAUCUACCGAUCUUUUACAUUUGAAUAAUUCUAGAAAUAGUAUUACAAACACAUUGACGGCAAGAAAAAAGUAUGACAAUUCUGUACAAAAUAGUUCUUCUAACAAAAAAAUACGCAUUAUUUCCAAUGUUCUCAUUAAAGCAGGAUCACCAUCAACUAAUGUUUGUGUUUUAAAAGAAGCUUCUUGUAAGAUUGAAAAUAAACCGUUUAUAGCUACUCAUAAAAACGAUUUACCAGAAUGCCUGCAGGAGAAAAAAAAGAAACUAACGAAGAAAAUAGAUAAGAAACAUACUAGAAAAUAUACGGGUAGUAAUAGAACCAAAGAGGGUAAAAACAAUUCGAAAUGUAAAAAGUCCGUCCAAGGACGUACUAAAAUCAAAAGAAAAUCAAACCGAUACGAUAGUGAGUCGAGUUCGGUAUCUACGGGUAAUGAAUUUAUAACAGUUGACACAGAUGAUGAUUACGAAACUAUAAAUGAUUUUUACAUAGCCGAAACUCUACGAAAACAAGAAGAGAAGGAAAAUUUUGAACCCCCAAAUACUUCCUUUGGAUUACACGAAAUUGAAUAUUUUUCUGAAAAUCAAGAGAAACUUAAAGAAAAUGCCUGGAUCAUUGCUAAAUUCUCUACAAAAAAGAGUGUAAAACACUUUGUAGGUAACGUUCUUUCGAUUAAUAGUGAGAAUCCUAUAGUUAAAUUUUUACGAAAAGUUAAAGAAUCAAAAUGUGAUACAGGAAUGACCUUUUCAUAUCCAACAGUUGAUGACAUUUGCACCAUUAAACAUUUAGAAGAUGUUGUAACAGUUUUACCAGAGCCAACGAUUACUCGACGUGGUCGAAUAUUAUUUCACGUGGAUUUUAGUAAUUUCAACAUUCAAUAA